AUGGCUAGCUUCUUGAUUGCGAGUUCCUUUGCCAAGCGCAGGCCGACGAUAAUGCCUCGUAUUCUGCCUCGUGGUUUGAUGCCGGAAAGCCGACGUGAAGCUUGCUCUAACAAGGUUCCAUCUGGGGUGAUGAAUGACGACGACAUGCUCCAGCUCCCUUUGGUUCGCCGCUCUAUCUACGUGCAACUGCCAAUGUCUCUAGGUUGGCUAGGUUCGGAGAGGUUACGUCUGUUGUCGAACUUUCCUUUCUUUUUGUUGACCAGCUUCUCUUCUUCGGCUGAUGGGGUGAAUUCUGCGACGAAGUCUGCUAAAGCCUAG
This is a messenger RNA of Prunus armeniaca (apricot), 318 nucleotides long. Lineage: Eukaryota; Viridiplantae; Streptophyta; Magnoliopsida; Rosales; Rosaceae. The record is from the annotation of a GenBank genome assembly.